UCACCUCCGGGAGCCCGCCUCCUCGAUCCCCUCUCCUUCCCUCUGCAGCAGCCGUGGCCAGCCCUCCCUUCCCGCUCCACCCUCUCCAUCCCACGUUUUCCAGCCGGGCCCUUCGAGUGGGGGCCUCCGGGGCUGGCUGGACUGGCGCGCCUGUGGUCCGGUGUUGGUGGCGGUGACCUGUUGCCACCCUGCCGCCGCACACCCUCGAGCCAUGUCCUGGGCCGCUCUGCUCGGUCUCCUGCUCGCGCUACUGCUGCUGCUGCUGCUGCUGAGCCGCCGGCGCGCUCGGCGACCCGGCGAGCCUCCCCUGGACCUGGGCAGCAUCCCCUGGCUGGGCCAUGCCUUGGAGUUUGGGAGAGAUGCUGCCAGCUUCCUUACCAGGAUGAAGGAGAAGCAUGGCGACAUAUUUACCGUGCUGGUGGGAGGCAGGUACGUCACUGUCCUCCUGGACCCACACUCCUAUGACACGGUGGUCUGGGAGCAGCGCACACGGCUGGACUUCCACCCCUAUGCCAUCUUCCUCAUGGAGAGGAUUUUUGAUCUGCAGCUUCCAAAUUUCAACCCCAGCGAGGAGAAGGCCAGGAUGAAGCCCAUGCUGAUGCACAGAGACCUGCAGGCGCUCACGGAAGCCAUGUACACCAACCUCGGCACAGUCCUGCUGGGUGACUCCACAGAGGCAGCCAGUGGCUGGCACGAGACAGGCCUCCUCGACUUCGCCUACAGCUCCCUGCUCAGAGCUGGCUACCUGACCCUGUAUGGAGUGGAGGCCUCACCACGCACCAAUGAAAGCCAAGCCCAGGACCGUGUCCAUUCAGCUGAUGUCUUCCACACCUUCCGCCAGCUGGAUCUGCUGCUCCCCAAACUGGCUCGAGGAUCCUUGUCAGUGGGGGAUAAAGACUACGCAUGCAGUGUCAAAGGCCGCCUGUGGAAGCUGCUGUCCCCAGCCCAACUGGCCACCAGGGCUGACCGGAGCAGCUGGCUGGAGGGUUACAUGAGGCACCUGGAGAAGAUGGGGGUGUCGGAGGAGAUGCAGGCGCGGGCACUGGUGCUGCAGCUCUGGGCCACACAGGGGAAUAUGGGUCCCACGGCCUUCUGGCUCCUCCUCUUCCUCCUCAAGAAUCCCGAAGCCCUGGAGGCUGUCCACGAAGAACUGAAGCGUGUCGUCUGGCAAGCAGAGCAGCCUGUGUCACAGAUGCCCACCCUCCCACAGAAGGUUCUGGACAGCAUGCCUGUGCUAGACAGUGUGCUAAAUGAGACCCUCCGGCUCACGGCUGCCCCAUUCAUCACUCGUGAGGUCAUGGCAGACCUGGCUUUGCCUAUGGCAGAUGGGAGGGAAUUCUCUCUUCGACGUGGUGACCGCCUCCUCCUCUUUCCUUUCCUGAGUCCCCAAAAGGACCCAGAAAUCUACACAGAGCCUGAGGUGUUUAAAUACAACCGAUUCUUGAACCCAGAUGGGUCAGAGAAGAAGGAUUUUUACAAAGAUGGGAAACGGCUGAAGAAUUACAACAUGCCAUGGGGAGCAGGGUACAACCAGUGCCUGGGGAAGAGCUAUGCCAUCAACAGUAUCAAACAGUUUGUGGUCCUCCUACUGACUCACUUCGACCUGCGGCUGGGCAACGAGGACACAGAGGUCCCUGAGUUUGACCUCAGCAGAUACGGCUUUGGUCUGAUGCAGCCUGAGGAGGACGUGCCCAUCCGGUACCGUGUCAGGCUGUGACCUGUGGAGCAUACAAGACACUCACCUGGGGUCUCCUGACUUCCCGUGCCUUCCUCACUGGCUCCCUGUUGUUCUAGAAUGCUGUGUCUAGAGGAGGGCACAUAGAGGGCAUGGAGAGCAGGAAAAGCCAAUGAAAGCUCUGUAUCCCGCUGUGAAGACUUACUUCCAAAUCAGGCUGCCUGUGCUCUGGGUUCCCCUAUGCCUUCUGUCCUGUGGUACCAGCAGUCCCCACCACCAUGCCCCCAACUCCCAGAGCAGUGCUGUCCCUACCUUUAACAGCCGGUGUAGCCCAGGCCUUGGCCAGCGUGGCAGAUAUAGGUCAUGGAGGACCCGUAAGGAUUCGUCAGUGUGUUUUAAGUUCUGUCCCCAGAUUAUUAAAGAGGCAUGGCCCUCCCUCUCUUCCCGUGGAUGCCUGUCCUCUGUCCUUGAUUCACAGACAGUAGGUAGCAGGGCUUUCCUUGUGUUAAGACUGGGAUGCAGUGUGACCUGGAAAGACCUGGCCCUGUGAGAUGUUUGGAGAGUCAGUCUAGGGAGUCUAUCCCUGCAUCCCAGCACACAAACCCCUGCUACAGUGUACACAGGCCGGCAGAACAGCUUUGUUCAGCCUGUACUUUAAAAAUCAACAUAGCCAGGCAUGAUGGCUCAUGCCUUUAGUCCUUGCAAGGCAGAAGCAAGCAGACCUACAUGAGUUCCAGGACAACCAGGGCUACACAGAGAAACCCUGUCUCAAAAAAACCAAAAACAACAAAAUCAACAUAGUAGCCAGGCGUGGUGGUGCACACCUCUAAUCUCAGCACUAGGGAGGCAGAGGCAGGAGGAUCUCUGUGAGUUCUAGACCAGCCUGGUCUACAGAGCUUUGUCCAGGAUAGCCAGAGCUACAUAGAAAGAUCCGGUCAAACAACACAGUAGAUAUCAUAUUAUCUGUGGAGGAUUCCUGUGGAUGCCCUGGCCACACGGGGCCGACAGUCCCAAGAGUAGCUCUGCCUGGGGUCCCCAGCAUUCACCUUCCUUGAAUGAGGUUUCGGCCAAGUCAGCAUUGGUACCCCUAGUCCCUUCUGGUCCCGAAAGCAUUGGAGUCUGUGCCCCUGUUCUGACUCUUGGGGGUACUGGUGGAUGAAGUGAAGGAACCAGCUAGCUUGUCCUCAGGCCACGCUGCUCACCUGACUCUGGUCACCACAGCCUUUGCCCAAGUCAGUGGUGAAAACUCACCUUUGUGUCAAUUUCAGGCUGACUUCAAGGGGACUAUGGCUUGCAAACCUCCCUGUAACCGCAAACAUGCUCACUGCUAUUAGGCCU
This is a messenger RNA of Peromyscus californicus insignis, 3013 nucleotides long. It is a transcript of the gene Ptgis, whose product is annotated as prostaglandin I2 synthase. Gene Ontology annotation, molecular function: monooxygenase activity; prostaglandin-I synthase activity; oxidoreductase activity, acting on paired donors, with incorporation or reduction of molecular oxygen. Gene Ontology annotation, biological process: prostaglandin biosynthetic process. The transcript is spliced from 10 exons. The record is from RefSeq and is a predicted model, not a curated record. Bases 212 to 1717 code for a protein of 501 amino acids. Lineage: Eukaryota; Metazoa; Chordata; Mammalia; Rodentia; Cricetidae.